Messenger RNA from Necator americanus (New World hookworm), 969 nucleotides. RefSeq lists its product as uncharacterized. The record is from RefSeq and is a predicted model, not a curated record. Bases 1 to 969 code for a protein of 322 amino acids. Gene Ontology annotation, biological process: chromatin remodeling. The transcript is spliced from 4 exons. NCBI's taxonomy places the organism in Eukaryota, Metazoa, Nematoda, Chromadorea, Rhabditida, Ancylostomatidae. Gene Ontology annotation, cellular component: nucleus.
AUGUUUUGGUUUCAAGCAGCGCUCGCAGAGCGAGCAGCCGGCAAGGCUUUCGAUACAGGGUCAGGAAACCGAUUACAGCGGUGUGAGUUCUCGACAACACGGGUGAGGACUCUCGGUGCUGUGGCAAUAGGAGCAAAUGUGUCAGAGAUGUCGAUCUCUGCUAGGAUGUUGUCGAAGUCGUUCAUCGGAGUAGAAGUGAUGGGUCUAGUGCGGUUGGGCGACCGUGUGGUGAAAGCUAAGCUCGCCGUGGCAUGGCUGCUUAGUUUGGGGAAAAGUCUUUUUGCCAUUCCAGCAUAUACACUACCUCAGUACCCUGCACAUUGGGCCCUGCCGUCUCCGACGUCGGACGGUAUGGCGACCGGUGAGAGGCGAUCAAAUCUCAGGUUGCUAAGGACGUCAUUGAUUUUGGACCAAGGCGACAUACGCACGACUCGCCAUGGAGACUGUCUCAGACUGUGUGCUUACAACGCGAGAACAGUGUCCAUAGACACUGAUCUGCAUGCCCUUCUCGGAGCUGCAGAGUGUAUCAAAUUUCACGUGAUUGCUCUGCAGGAGACCAAGUGCAGAAGGAGCGACGUACGACAGAUGAAUGACGGUACACUCGUCAUUCGUAUCAUCAACUGCUACUCACCAACAUCAGCAGCUGAUGGUUCCGAAUUGGACGCGUUUUACGAGCUGGAGGAAGUAAUCCGCAACGAGAAGUCCUUCUACAAAUUCGUUGUCGGAGACUUCAACGCAAAACUAGGAGAGGCCACAGAAGAGGAAUGCAGGAUUGGAAGAUUUGGACUAGGGGACCGGAAUGAAAAUGGCAAUCGUCUCGCCGGGCUGUUGCCCGCAGCUCGCCUCUUCCAUGGGAACUCUUUUUUCAUGAAAAAAAAAUCAUCGUCGGUGGACAUGGAAAUCGCCCAAUGGCGUGACUCGUGCGGAGAUCGACCACAUCCUCACCAACCGGAGGUGGUGUCUACUUGA